CAAAGUUUACUGUUUAAGGUAGUCGAUAAAAGUAAAAAAGACAGUGAGACGUCUUUAUCACCAGUCGAUUUUGCGAAUGUCCCAAAGCGAGAAAUCGAUUUGAAAAGUUUGGGUAUAAAUGUUAAGCCGGAUCCGACAUUGGGGAAUAAAAUUGAAGGCGAUAUAGCUGUGGAUGCUUUUAGUAGUCGAUUUCGAAGAGGAGCGGUACGACAAUCAUUUCGGCGUUGGCCUGACGGCGAAAUACCAUAUGCUAUAAGUACACAGUACGGACCUUAUUCUCGAUCAAUUAUAGCUAAUGCUAUGCAAGAAUAUCACAAAAAAACUUGCCUCAGAUUUGUACCUCGAGAUCCACUGCGGCAUCGAAAUUAUAUUUAUAUAUAUCCAGAUGAUGGUUGUUAUUCUUUAGUUGGAAAGAGUGGUGGUCGUCAACCUUUAUCGCUCGAUUCUGGAUGUAUUCAGACUGGUACCAUUGUGCACGAAUUAAUGCACGUUACUGGAUUUUUUCAUGAACAGUCCAGAUCUGAUCGAGAUAAAUAUAUCUCUAUAAUAUGGGAAAAUAUAAUGGAAGGAGCCGAAGAUCAGUUCGAAAAAUAUGGAACGAAUGUUGUGGAUCUAUUAGGUGAAGAUUAUGAUUAUUCGUCCAUAAUGCAUUAUGGACCUUAUGCAUUUACUGGCAAUGGCAGACGGACAAUCGUCGCUCUUAAACCAGGUUCCGGUGAUAUGGGUCAACGAAGGGGUUUUUCAACCCUCGACAUGAAAAAACUCAAUAAACUAUAUUCGUGUUCCGAUAAAACUCCAUCGAUUACAACUACCGCAAAACCAACAGAAAAAUGUGAAGAUACUCAUUGGCGCUGUGUAUUUUGGUCAAUGUCGAUAUUUAGUUAUUGUGAACGAUCGAAACAAAUUGCUCAAGUCGAGUGCAGAAAAUCAUGCGGGAAUUGCGAUUCAAAACUUGUUGAAAUAGAAGAAAAUAAAACUAAUGGUUUUUUAUUUGUCCGAUAUUUUAUUAUUAUAUUUUAUAUUUUAUAUUUUAUUAUUAAUAAAAUAGAUUCAUUACCUUAG
Molecule: messenger RNA, 1062 nt
Organism: Dracunculus medinensis (Guinea worm)
Lineage: Eukaryota; Metazoa; Nematoda; Chromadorea; Rhabditida; Dracunculidae
Source: the annotation of a GenBank genome assembly